Molecule: messenger RNA, 4805 nt
Organism: Culex quinquefasciatus (southern house mosquito)
Lineage: Eukaryota; Metazoa; Arthropoda; Insecta; Diptera; Culicidae
Gene: CngA
Product: cyclic nucleotide-gated cation channel subunit A
Exons: 14
Coding region: 2210-4768 (852 amino acids)
Biological process (GO): monoatomic cation transmembrane transport
Cellular component (GO): plasma membrane; intracellular cyclic nucleotide activated cation channel complex
Molecular function (GO): intracellularly cAMP-activated cation channel activity; intracellularly cGMP-activated cation channel activity; cGMP binding
Source: RefSeq, a predicted model, not a curated record
AACGGCGCGAAUAGGUCGUCGUCAGGGAGCAGAGACUUCAACGCGGUGUUACACGUUCGGAUGCUGUUGACUGUGUGGACUGCUACAAGGACUGCAGUACUAGAUUGGGACUAAUUCGCGCCCACUCUGGGUUUUGAUUCAAGAAGAAGUAGAAGCACUAGUGUGGUGUUGGUUGGUCAGUUGACAGCGUGGUCAAAGCUGGGAUGGGGAAACCGUCGAGGAUGUUUUGAGAGUGACCUUCCGUAUGGUGGAUCCUUAACAAAGUGGUGGGGGGCGCAGAGCAGGCAAAACUUUGCUAAUUAAAUUUCGCCUGGAAACUAUCGGGACGUGGCCGUUGUCGUCAGGACGAAGAAGACACCAAAGUGCACGAGGACUUCUUAAGGAGCGGGACCAUCAAAAGGUGUAAUUUAGUAGCUCUGGAAGACAAAGCCAGAGUGCCAGAGGCAGUGGUUGGCUGGCAACACUGAAACCGGAGAAGGGUGGGGGUGCAGGAUAAUUGAUUGCAGCAUAAUGAACUUGAACCCACCGCCGGCGGAAGAGUAGUAGUGCAGUGUGAUGGCCCGUUAACGGAGGCUGAAGAAUAAAUUGUAGGACUUCAUUCCAGCAGUGAGAUAGCACCAAGGAGUCAACUUUGAAGUCGUCGGGUUCAACUGAAAGAAGUGGUAAUUUAGUGGUGGUGGCUCAUCAGGCCCCUCUUCAGCAAGAGAGCGAGAGAGGCUCAUGGAAGGAAAAUUGGUUACGUGAAGAACUUUUCCGGUUUGGUCUGGGCGGUGGAAAGUUGGGAAUCCACAAAGGAAAAGCUGUGGGCUUGGGCCGUGCUAUCGUGUGAUGUGUGAUGCAAAUUGAAUUAACACGAUAAUGUGAAAUAUGAAAUGUUAAUUGCAUUUACUACUUCUAACCACCUACCCACCCUGGAUGCUAAACGGUGGCUAUAGCUUAGUGACGUGAAUAGUUUAUUAGACGCAAAGUGGUGGGACGAGCCCGUUUCUGAUGGAUUAAUGUGAUUAAGGUUGGUGAUGCUAGAGCAGCUAGACGGAUUGUCGGACACCUUGCUCAGGAUUUUGUUGUGAUCGUUUGCAACGAGGAAAAAAGUUGAAGAUAAUUGCCACUAAUUCCAAACAGUAACCGUAACCGCAUCGCAAAAAGCAACUCAACCAUUCCAAAAGCCACUGAAUAAACCAAAGAUCAGUGAUUAUCGCGAUGGCGUCCGAAAACAACAACCGAAUGCGCGGCCAGUCGUCCAAUUAAUUCAGUUAUUUGUGAACUAGAGUGGCGCGCACACCGAACCGAAGUCAAGCGCCAAAUCGGCAAGUGGCGAAAAAUUGGAAACGCUCCAGCCAGGCCCCCCAAAUUCAAUUGAGCUUUACGCGCGAGACGUCACCAGGAAACCCGUCCCUGACUAUAUAGUACGAGUCCCCGCGGGGCACGUUGGUCUCUCGGCAGCAGCAGCAUCAGAGACAACAGAAAUAAGCGCAGACAGUCGGGAGCCCGCAUCGUUCAAUCCCGCAGCAGAAGAAGCAGCAGCCUAAACCUUGACCCAGUUUUACGCCAAACCAGCAGCGAAAGAAGCGCCAACACCACAAAGUUUUUUUUGGAGUUGGGGUUCGCAUUAUUGGUGAAACGCACCGCGGAAAACAACGUGGAAAUUUAAAACGCUACCGGGAGAGUAACGAAAAAUUACGACUGGGGAAAAAAAAGUGAUAAGUUGAAAUAAAUUGCAUGUUAUCAACGAGAACGGGAGGAAAAACGUAACUGGACAAGCGGCGUAGAUCCAGUACCAAACAAACCGUUAGUGAGUGUGCCGCAAAGGAAAAACACGUUUUCCGGUGGUUUUGGAGCGGUUGAGGGGAAAAAUUGUGUGUGUGGGUGAAAAAUCGUUUCAAUCUAGGUCCAGAAAUUGUGAGUGCGUGUGUGCGUUGGAGAGUCGGCCAGCUGUCAGCUGAAUCUGAUAGGUGAUAAAUUUCCCCUCUCCCUUUUCGUCUAAUUUUCCUAGUUUUUCUCGAGAUUCUUUUUUUUCUGAGUGAUGGAAAACAACGACACCGAAAUGGUUGCUGGUUUUUCCCUCUAGCCUAGUUCCGCCACGAGUGGGCAGCAGUUGUGGGUUGUGGUUCGGCUAUUCUGUGGGGUAGGGCAAGGAAAAAGGUGAAAGCUGGGAGAAAUGUGGUGCUUUUUUUUAAUCUAAAUGCCGUGAUUGAUGAAAUGAUUCGAUAUGUGGACCUACAUGAUGGCAGCGGCCCGAGGUGACCGGGCAAUGUCAUCCAUCUCGCAGCGUCAUCAGAGCAGCAGGAAUGAUUUCGACUCACCCAGCAUCUACCACUUCAACCGCGUCCAGCGCCCGCUGUACAACACGACGCACCGCGCGCCGGCCCUCUGUAAUGGGCCGUCCACGAUCAGCGGGGCGGGCUCGGCGACUCCGUUCGGUAGCAACACCAUCUACCAGAACUUCCAGAACCAGACGGUGGCCUCGUCCCCGAUGGGGGGCAGCUUCAGCAGUGUGGCCACCACACCCAGCCUGUCCUGUCCGAUGGGCACUUCGGGAUCGGGGCUGGGAAUUGCGGCAGCACCGUCGUCGCAACCCCCGGCAUCGGCCCCAGCUGCGCUGUCCUCGGCCGGGGCCAGCCCGUUCCAGAGUGGCAUCCAUCCGGCGUAUACGACGAGGAACCGGCCCGAGGUAGCCACCGAGCAACGGAACCAGCAGCAGAACCAGCAGCAGCAGCAGCAGUCGGCGAAUCAACUCUCGAUGCCCAACUCCACCGGCAAGAACAACCACCACCUGAGCCAGGCUGUGAUAGAGAGCGAACGGAGCGAUCUACUGGAAUCUUCCGGCGGUCGACGCUCGUUACGACGGUGGCUGAACGCGUUCCGGCAUCGGCUCAGCAAACGGGGCCGCUCGAAGCCCCCCGACCAGUUCCUGGACAAGUUUUCCUCCACGACCGCCUCGGACACCCGGCUGCACCAGACGGCCCAGGCGCUGCCCUCGGACGGAACCUGCAGCCGGCUGUCCGUCGAUCCGUCCCUGCCCUCACAUUACCGGUGGCUGUCGGUGGUGUCGCUAGCCGUACUGUACAAUAUAGUGUUUGUGAUAGGACGUGCCGUGUUCUGGGAGAUCAACCGCCAGGCGCCGGCACUCUGGUGGACCUUAGACUAUUUAUGUGAUUUUAUAUACUUAGCCGACACGUUAGUGCAUUGUCAUGAGGGGUACCUGGAGCAGGGUCUGCUGGUACGUGACGCGUCCAAGCUGCGGAAGCACUACUUCUCGAAGGAGCGGUGGUGGCUGGACCUGGUCUCGAUGCUGCCGACCGACCUCGCCUACAUCUGGUGGGCGCCGAGUUCCUGCGCCGCGACCCGGCUGCCCUGUCCAAUUAUAGUUAGGAUUAAUAGGUUACUGCGUCUUCCAAGAAUGUGGGAAUGGUUCGACCGGACCGAGACGGCCACCGGAUACCCGAACGCGUUCCGGAUAUGUAAAGUCGUUUUAGCUAUCUUAGUACUAAUCCACUGGAACGCGUGUCUUUACUUUGCAAUAAGCUACGCGCUCGGCUUCAGCUCGGACAACUGGGUGUACAACAUCAACGGGGCCAAGAAUCUGACCCUGUCGCGGCAGUACAUCUACAGCUUCUACUGGUCGACGCUGACGCUGACGACGAUCGGGGAGACGCCGACGCCGGAGAACGACGCCGAGUACCUGUUUGUGGUGGCGGACUUUCUCGCCGGGGUGCUCAUCUUCGCCACGAUUGUCGGUAACAUCGGCUCGAUGAUUUCGAACAUGAACGUAACCCGGGUCGAGUUCCAGAACCGGAUGGACGGCGUCAAGCAAUACAUGGCCUUCCGGAAGGUGGGCGGCGAGCUGGAAGCAAGGGUGAUCCGAUGGUUCGCGUACACGUGGGCCCAAAGUGGCGCCCUGGACGAGGAACGCGUGCUGGCCGCCCUGCCGGACAAGCUAAAGGCGGAAAUCGCGAUCCGGGUGCACAUGGACACGCUGCGGCAGGUGCGCAUCUUCCAGGACUGCGAGCCGGGCCUGCUGGAGGCACUGGUGCUGAAACUGAAGCUGCAGGUCUUCAGCCCCGGGGACUACAUCUGCCGGAAGGGUGACGUCGGCAAGGAGAUGUACAUCGUGAAGCGGGGCAGCCUCUCGGUGGUGGCGGACGACGGCGUCACGGUGCUGGCAACACUGGGCGCCGGCUCGGUCUUCGGCGAGGUUUCCGUGCUCGAGAUUGCCGGCAACCGGACCGGCAAUCGGCGGACGGCCAACGUGAGGUCGAUCGGUUACUCCGAUCUGUUCUGCCUGGCGAAACGUGACCUGUGGGAAACUUUGGCCGACUAUCCGGAAGCCCGGGCCUCGCUGACGGAGCGAGGAUGUCAAUUAUUGCGCAAGGACGGCCUGCUGGACGAGGCGGUGUUUGCAAGCGCCCAGCACCAGCAGGACACGCUGGAGAGCGGAGUGGCCAAGCUGGAGCAGACGGUGGAGAACCUGAACCUCCGGUUGGCCCGGCUGCUGGCCGAGUACAGUGCGAGUCAGGCCAAGCUGAAGCAGCGGAUCUCGAAGCUGGAAGAAAGCCGAUCGGUGACGUCUCCUAAACGCCGUUCAAAUCAUCACCAUUCCAACAACAACAACAACCCUGGCGUUGAUGGCGAUGCGAGAUCUCCCGUUCUAUCGCCAACCAGCCGGCAGCAGCAGCAUUCGAGGUCAUCCCAGAGCAACCACCGACGCAAAUCGCACUCCACGUCCUCGGCGACGGCGACGAUGGCCAGCAAGCAAAACACGUUAUGAAUAUGCAUUCGCCUCCACUUGCAGAGGCAGAGGCAGC